Ostertagia ostertagi is the source of this 579-nucleotide messenger RNA. The record is from the annotation of a GenBank genome assembly. NCBI's taxonomy places the organism in Eukaryota, Metazoa, Nematoda, Chromadorea, Rhabditida, Trichostrongylidae.
AUGGCGUCUGAUAAUCGGCUUACGGAUCAGUCGACGUCUACAGCUGAUCUCACCGACGUCACUCAGCGCCAGGGGCGGAACGAUGAAGCUAUCGCAUAUAAGAAGGAACAAAGCGACAAAUCCACCGUUACCACGCCGUCGUUGGACGACAAUAAGCACUCAACAGCAAAAGAAAUGCUGGACCAGACCACUUCUACGUCUCAUUCACCAGUACCGCCGACGGUACAUCUGGAGGACACACCGGACACCGAUGUCUCAUUGCCGGACUUCAGGGAACAACUUUCCGACAUAGACACAUCGUCACUGGAAGAUUUAUUGGCUAUGGACACGCGUCCGAAUUCGUCCAAUCGUAAAUCAGUGUCCUUUAGCGAUUUUAUCGAUGUCGAAAUUGUCACGCCAGAGCUGCCGAAGAAAAGUCCAUCGCCAGAAUUCCGUAAUUUCACUGUGAAACCGAUCCUGAAGAAAGAUUCCAAGCAAGCCGAAAGUAUGCGACGAUUGUUGAACUAUGCUGCCGAACGACUUUACAAAGAUCUUUUGAUGCUCAUCGAAGAACGUGAUCGAGCGAUUCCAUGCCCUUGA